Messenger RNA from Eruca vesicaria subsp. sativa (arugula), 438 nucleotides. NCBI's taxonomy places the organism in Eukaryota, Viridiplantae, Streptophyta, Magnoliopsida, Brassicales, Brassicaceae. The record is from the annotation of a GenBank genome assembly.
AUGGCGGUGGCGCAGCCAUAUCUCCUGGUCAUAGAGAGGGAGGUCACGGUGAAGUCAUCCAAUGAAAGAGUGGCCACAUUAAAUCUGUUGGAACCGUGUAAGCUAGAGACGGUGAAGAUACCCGGGAAGACUCUCUUGACGGAGCUUGCCUCCCCAAACCAACGUGACUGUGUAGUGGCUGCUAACUUGUUUGCUCCACUCAACAGUCUGUGUCGUCCUGGUGACUCACACAUCGAGACCCCAAACGCUUUCUUCACUUCGGUGGCGAUGCAUUCUAUGAAAGACCAAAGAUUCUAUCUCCACUCCUUGGAUACGGCUCCCACUGAUCUGAUCAAGACUUGCUCUGCUGACUUCCCUCCAGUGAGUCCUUACAGAAGGUUCAUUUUUUCUAACAUCCCCGAGAUCACACAAGAUUUGUAUCAGUACUUGGUCGAGUGA